AUGGUGCUCGAAAAUGACACCCGAGGCUGGAUAAUGACUGCUGCCAGCGGUCUCGGACUGACGGUAACAGCUUCGAUCAUAUGUGUGGAUGUCCUCGUACGCCUCGUACCUGGCAAGAGGAACUUCAGGAUACAGGACAGCAAUCCCUUCUUAUCCUCUUCUCUCAGUCUUAGUUUUGGGGUCAUGCUUUUCUCGUCCUUGUACAGCAUGCUGCCGUCGUCGAAGAGCUCCUUGGAAAAAGCCGGCUUCUCGCCCAAGGCGGCCGCAUGGACCUUAAUAGGCUGCUUCCUGGCCGGCGUGGUUGGCAUCCAAUUCCUUUCCCGGAUAUUACACCAUUACAUGCCAUCACACAUUGUAGACUGCGAUCACUCUCACGACGAAGAAGAAGCUAGUCACGAGGAACACCACGGAAAGAACGGCCAUCCAAGGCCCGAACCGAAGCCUCAGCGUUGGAGAGGCGAGCCACUGCGACCUGGCGUUGGCUUACCGACGCAUGGUGCAAAUGAGGCGCAGCAGCAUCUACUCGACGCCGUUAGUGGUCAGGAAGCUCGAAGGGCAGAACGCCACGGCCUCGCUCGCCGUCCAUCUCUGCAUCAUCAGCUGACCGCCACUAUGUCGAAGAUAGUAUCUGGAACCCAACACAAGUGUGACGAGAACGGCCAGUGCUUCGGCUACUCUGAUCCGUGCGGCCAGGACUGCUUCAAGAAUGUAUCGGCCCGUGGUGAUGUGGAAGAGGAGGCGCCAUUUGUUCCCGUGCGGUCUGAAACUCGGGCUUAUGGGACUACGUCGCCGCCCAGCUCCGGCACGCUCAGCGGCAGCCCCAACGCCGAACUAUUCAAAACCGCCAGUGCGCCCUCGAUCCAGCCGGAAUACCAGGACGAGCAUGAGCAUGGGCACCAGGAUGGCCACGAGCACCACCACGAUGACUAUCACGAGGGCCAUGGCAACCAGCCCCACCACCACCACGUCCCCACAAACGCCUUCCUCUCCAUCGGCCUGCAAACCUCCAUAGCAAUCGCUUUGCACAAGCUGCCCGAAGGCUUCAUAACCUACGCGACGAACCACGCGAACCCCAAACUCGGCUUCGCCGUCUUCCUCGCGCUCUUCAUCCACAACAUCACCGAGGGCUUCGCCAUGGCGCUGCCGCUGUACCUGGCCAUCAACAGCAGGUGGAAGGCCAUGUUCUGGAGCAGUUUGCUUGGGGGCGCGAGUCAGCCGCUUGGUGCGGGGGUUGCGGCGCUCUGGUUUAGGCUGGCGGGGAGUGGGGAUAUGCAACCUGGGGAGGGGGUUUAUGGGGGGAUGUUUGCUGUUACUGCUGGCAUUAUGGCGUCGGUUGCGUUGCAGCUGUUCACCGAGGCUUGGGAUCUGACGCACAGCCGGAAUUUAUGCAUGGCAUUUGCAUUUGUGGGGAUGGGGAUCUUGGGGGUCAGCUCAGCGUUGACUGCUUGA
Messenger RNA from Coniosporium apollinis CBS 100218, 1449 nucleotides. RefSeq lists its product as uncharacterized. Lineage: Eukaryota; Fungi; Ascomycota; Dothideomycetes. The transcript is spliced from 5 exons. Bases 1 to 1449 code for a protein of 482 amino acids. Gene Ontology annotation, biological process: zinc ion transmembrane transport. Gene Ontology annotation, molecular function: zinc ion transmembrane transporter activity. The record is from RefSeq and is a predicted model, not a curated record. Gene Ontology annotation, cellular component: membrane.